GAAAUCGGGCAGCUGGCUGGAUAGCCGUGCGGCCAAUCAAUGGAAACUUCGUCAUUGUCAUUGAUAGCUAUACUUGUGUUCCACUUUCUUGGGGUAACAUUUUACUUGCAGAGUUGCAGAUCUAAGUGGUGCAAUUUAGGCUCAGCAACCUACGUUGUAACCAAAAAAGAAAUACCUCAACUACUCUUCCGACCAACCCAACUGUCCCGACCGCUACCUUGCACUAACCGCCCGCGUCAAAGCCAGCCUUCCCGGCCACAAGACCCGCCACGUCAUCAUCCCCGCGGCCGUACUAUGUGAACGACUGAACCGUCCCCCCCCCUUUCCCCACGCCCCCGGGAAAGAGAAGAGACACCCAACCAACAGACGACUGAGAGAGAGCGCUACAUACAAACCCAUCAAUCCAUAUGCGAAGCGACGCCCGGCCGGCCGGAAUCCGACGAAUCCGGCAAUGGAGAGACCGAUCUCCGACCAAUCUCCAGCGGAGUCCUCUGACGGUGGCCCGCCGUCGCACCCCGUCCCCAUGCUCCUCCCCGUCUUCAUCCUCUUCUUCAUUCUCCUCUGCUUCCUCUCCAUCUUCCUCUUCCGCGACCUCCUCCACUACGUCUCCGCCUGGAUCGCCCGCAGGGGGGCCCGAGGACGCGGCGGCGACGGGGGCGGAGGGUUGGCUGGCGGCGGGGAGACCCAGGGUGAGACGGGGCUGGACCCAGCGAUCAUCGCGUCGUUCCCGAAGCUGCCGUACUCGGCGGUGAGGGGGGUGCAGGAGGGGAAGUGCGGGGCGGAGUGCGCGGUGUGCCUGGCGGAGUUCGCCGGUGGGGACGUCAUACGGCUGCUGACUGUCUGCUGCCACGCAUUCCACCCGGCCUGCAUCGACUCCUGGCUCGCCUCCCACACCACCUGCCCCAUCUGCCGCUCCGACCUCGAGGCGCCGCCCAACGAGGCGGCGGUCCUGGCGGUGAGGGAGGCCGUCGGCGGUGGGGAUGGCCAUGCGAUCGACGUAGUAGAAGAGGACGGGGAGGGGCAGUCGGGUCGGAUGCGGAAAUCGCGAUCGAGGAGCCUGUCGAUCACCAUGGACAGGGCGGAGCGCGGAGAAGGGUAACGAUAGGAACACGAUAAAGGCUGACAGAGAGCCGCAGAGGAGCGAACCAGCCGUUAUUCUUCGCCCGCAAGAAGCGGGCGAUGACUUCGGGGACCGGACGGUCCCAAAUCCUAAACCUCUCAUACCAAUUUUUAUUUUUUAUAUUUUUUUUUUGGUUCUUAUUUAUUCACCUUCUUCCCUGCAAGACAAUGCAACAUCCUGUAAAAUUAGACCAUAAAGUUAGAGCCUAGUUCUGCUUAGGGGUUUGAAAAGGCAAAAAAAGAGGAAAAUUUGAAAAGUUUUCGACAAUUCCAUUGCUUCGUUAGCUUGUUCGACCCCAACUAGGUUGUGUAAAUAUAAUCUGAAAAGUCUUGGGGUUCUCUGCUGUUUCUUUUCGAUUGCUUCGUUAGCUUGGAAGUCAUUGAUGUGCUGUUUUUUUUUUCCCACAUUUUUUUUUAACUUCACGAGAGCUUGUUCUCCCCUGACUGGCUGUGUCAAUAUA
Molecule: messenger RNA, 1580 nt
Organism: Phoenix dactylifera (date palm)
Lineage: Eukaryota; Viridiplantae; Streptophyta; Magnoliopsida; Arecales; Arecaceae
Product: RING-H2 finger protein ATL28-like
Source: RefSeq, a predicted model, not a curated record